UCCAACAAGAUCAGAUCUUCAUGAUUCACUCCCAUAUCUCCUCUCAUCAUCCUCUGUAUUUGUCCCAACUUUUCUGAUCCGUCUUCCCACCGGCAUAUCUUUGCUCUUCAUAUUCUCCACUACUAGCUUCUAUAUAUAUUGGCCGCAAUUCUCUCCAAUAGUCCAAUCCCACAAUUGAUCUUCAAUUUCUUCUCCUGCUUGAUCCUUCUAUUCCAAUUUUUUCGAUAAAAAAAUGACCCCUGCAGAUUGUCAAAAGUUCCACGUUCUGGCCGUCGACGACAGCAUAGUCGACCGGAAACUGAUAGAGAGGGUCCUAAAGGCCUGCUCCGGCGACGAAGACGUGAAAGUGACGGUGGUGGAUUCCGGGGCGAAGGCUCUCCGGGUGUUGAACGAAGUCGGGGCGGAUCUGAUCAUCUCCGAUUACAGCAUGCCCGGAAUGACCGGCUACGAUCUGCUGAGGGAGAUCAAGGGCUGCCCGGCUUUCAAACACAUCCCCGUCGUGAUUGUGUCGUCCGAGGAUGUUCCUUCCCGGAUCAACAACUGCCUGUCGGAGGGCGCGGAGGAGUUCUGCCUGAAACCGGUCCGGCUGUCGGACGUGAAACCGCAUCUGCAGAACGCCUGCAAAGGAAGGGCGUCUAAGGGAUUGACUUCUUCACUUUGUGGGAUUGUUUGAUUCGUCCAUUUUUGAGGAUUUUGAAGAAGUAGUGUGUUAAUACUGAUUGAUUGAGAACCGUUUUGCAAGUGCCGCUAAGACAGACAUAUUCUGCUCCAUCCUCUAAAUUAGUUGUAUGAUACGAAUAAGGUUAAUUUUAUGUAUUUAGAAUCUGUUCUCAAAACUUCUACGGAGUAAUGAAUUGCAAAAGGCUGACUUAGACUAUUGAAAGCUCUACACUUGAAGUUUGAAGCUUGAGGAAGAGUUAAUUCAUCUGGUUAGUAAUCGAGAAGGGAAGGAGUAAAAGCUAAUGAAAUUCCUUUUCAUCAUUGUAAUUUUAAAGAAAAAAUCAGUUCAAAUAAAGGGUUGAUAGUCAAUCUCUUGUGAAUUUAAAUAAGUUCUAUCAAUUCUAUAUGAAUCGAGCUUGGCUUGAAAAUUGACUUGACUCGUGUAUAAAAAAAAACGAUUCAGGCUUCAAAAGCCAUUGACAAGCCGAGUUGACUCAACUGGAUAUGGCUCCACUUUUGCCA
Messenger RNA from Cuscuta epithymum, 1182 nucleotides. Lineage: Eukaryota; Viridiplantae; Streptophyta; Magnoliopsida; Solanales; Convolvulaceae. The record is from the annotation of a GenBank genome assembly.